Molecule: messenger RNA, 1825 nt
Organism: Rhopilema esculentum
Lineage: Eukaryota; Metazoa; Cnidaria; Scyphozoa; Rhizostomeae; Rhizostomatidae
Product: toxin CfTX-A
Molecular function (GO): toxin activity
Source: RefSeq, a predicted model, not a curated record
ACGUUACCAAGGCUAUAUCAUCAAGUCGUCUAUAUACAUACAGCAUUCAGAUCUGGACGCUUUGCCGAAAGGUAAGAAUAAGGCAUGCCACCAAAAGCGUAUAUUUGGCGCUAGCCAUAUUCUUAACCGUUGCUAUAAAGCCACUAUGCGGGAUGGUGACUGAUGACGAAGCAGACGCUGCUUUCGCUGAGCUUGAGACACUUCUUGCUGACAAACAAGAUAUUAAGAAUCUUCUUCAGGAAAUUAAAGCUGAAGUAACCAAAAAACCUGAGCAUGCCAAGAACGUAUAUUCCAUGGCAAAGACACUUGCAGGCGCUGUCCCAAAACUUAAAAGUGACCAGGGCCUGACUGUUGCAGAAGGUGCUUUGGCCGUUAUUGCUGGAAUAACGGAGUUUUUUCCACCGCCAGCAGGACUCGUAAUAUCCUCUCUUGCAUCACUCGUCUCGAGCAUUCUUGGAUUUGUGACUCCGGCAAAAACGGACAAGGCAAUAAAGGAUGCAAUGAGAGAAGUUCUGAAUGAAGCGAGAGACAAAGACUUGAAAAUACAAAUUGAUGGGUAUAGGAAUAAGCUGACCGCUAUUAUGCGAUACCUUGAGCCAAAAAAACAACAAAGUCUUAACAGUGAUGACGUCUCCAACAUUGUUAGCCAUGUUCCUUCACACACAGGUGUGAGAGAUCUAUCAAAGCUCGAAGGCUACAUCAAGGAACGAGCAGUUUCAAGCAAAUCAUCUGAAGCCAAGCAAGCUUAUAAGUUUUGCGUCUUGUACGUUCAAAUUGCAACAUUUCGUGACACAGUGUUACAGGAAGCCAUCACUCUUUUCAGAAGAGCAGGUGAUGAAGACGAGGCUGCCUCGUUUGAAAACGUGAAACUCGGAAACAAAGAUUUUUACCAAGGUGCCCUUCAGUUUCUCCAUCAACCUGCCCCAGAACAAGCUGGAGCGGUUGUCUACUAUCACCCACCCGGGCAUUCAAAUGAUAGCAGGCUUAUUCAUACAUUCAUGAAAGUAUCUGGGAUUCCAGAACCUGCAGUUUGGAUCCCCUCAAAGUAUGUUCUCCUGUCAGUGAAAUGGCCUACAUACCACAUUGGCAGGCCUAUAAAGAAGUCAAAGUUCAACACGGUGAAACGUUACAAGAACUACAUAUCCUUCGAGACAGGAACACCAACAAAUGAAACCAAAACCCAAUUUAUAAAACGGAGUGACGGUUAUUGGGAGCUGAAGUUAAGAGGGGGGUACAUUUACGUUGAUAGUGCAGAAAGUCCCUACUACACGAAAGUUACACGCACACCACCAAAUGACAACGAGUUAGGUCAUUUUGUCGUUAUCAAGUAUCAUCGCAAAAAUAUCGUUACAAUUUCCUGCAGAAAAUGGCACGAUAAGUUUUUCAACGGCGCUGAUAACGUAUUUUCGGUCGUGCUGAAGGAUGGUAACACAGAUAAUGGGGUCCAGUUUAAUCUACAUGAUUGCUUAAAGAAGAAAGAUGAAGAUCCAGGAUGGAAUUGGUAUUAUUGCCCUAAAUAUGAACAAUGAGCAUAAUUAUAUUGGUUAAAUGGCUAAUGAAAUAUUCAAUAACACAAUGUUUAGCGAGUUAUGACAAAUUUUUGAGAUUUUUUGCGUUACAGUCUCUUAAUUCGAGUUUCAAUGCAGCAGAAGAAUUAUCUACCCUUUUUGAGAAUGACAACCAUAAUCAUGUUUUCAAAUUAAAACCAGAAAAUUAUCAAAUGGAUGCAAGUAAAUACGAAAGAAUGAUGGAGUCCAGAGUAACAAAAUUCGCAUUUCUUUCAAAUAAUUUAGACACGGAUGAAUUAUUCUAAAGCCAUAUAUUU